AUGGUGUCGCUGGAGGCUACUGGGGCGGAAACAACAGCGGCAAUGUCCUUUCUCCACGUACAGGACAAGGUUGACAUCGCUGGCUACAACACGCCGAUGCAGACAGUCGUAUCUGGCGACAAACAGGCUAUCGAGGUCGUGGCGGCACAUUUCGCUGGAAAGCUUGGCCGUAAGGUGAAGAUGCUCGACUUGUCGCAAGCAUUCCACUCGUCGCACAUGGACGAUAUGCUGCCACUCUUCCGGGCCGUGGUGAAAACGCUGCAAUUCAGCCGACCUAAGCUGCCCGUGAUCAGCAGUCUGACUGGCCUACUGGCUGAAGAAGGACAACUGGAACAACCCGAAUAUUGGGUCCAGCAGGCAAGGCAGGCGGUUCGCUUCAGUGAUAGCAUUCAAACGAUUUACCACCAGCAUGGUAUCGACAUAUUCCUGGAGCUCGGUCCGCAUCCCGUGCUGUUGGGCCUCACAGCAGCAUGUCUUACGAGUCAUCAAUGUCAUGAUGACGAUGACAACGCAUCGCCUCUCCUUUUGCCCUCUCUCAGAACGGGUAAGCAAGAUGACAUCUCGGUCGUGCGACGCAGUCUUGCCGAGUUGCACGUGAGGAAUGUGCCCAUUGACUGGCUCGCAUACUUCAAGCCAUGGGGUUGUCAAUUGGUAACAUUGCCAACCUAUGCCUUCCAACGUGAUCGCUGGUUCAGACAGCUGCGGGCGAUGUCUGUUGGCCUUAACGGCAACACAGUGGUAGGCAACGACCAGGCUGACGGGCCUCCCUCCAGCGGGGACACUGACCGUUUUCAAUUCGAGGUCGUCUGGCACCGAUUGAACAAGGAGAAUGUACAGCUGAAGGACAGUAGCCGCUCGUGGGGUUUGAUUUGCCCGGCUGGUAAUGGAAAGUGGGCAUCAACUGUCACAAGGGCCUUAUCCCAGACCGUGAUACGGUUAACUCGGGUGCAGCGACUCGAAGAGGCGCAGCAGCUAGACGGGCUGCUAUGCCUAUGGGAUACAUCGUCCUCCACAGACAUUCCACGCCAGGCCUCUCAACACACCACACAAGCGCUCACCCAGCUCCAGAUGGCAGCGACAACCAGCUUUCCGCUGCCACUAGUUUGGGUCACCUGUCAAGCAGUAGGGACUGGCGGCUACGACGCUGAUCCUGGUCAGAUGAACGGGCUGGGUACCGGGCCUCUGUGGGGUUUGAUGCGCACCGCUCGCAAUGAGCAUCCAGACCUUCGCCUGCGUCUCAUCGACCUAGAUGAGGAUAAGGGGGCACCAGAGGCCCUCCUCCUCGCGCUAACGCUGUCAGAAGAACCGGAAUGCGCUGUACGACAAGGACAGGUAUUUAUGCCCCGGCUACAGCAAGUGAAGAAGCUGAAGCCAGUUGUCGAGCAGCAGCGACACUUUCUGCGCCAGGAUGGUGCUGUGUUGAUCACAGGCGGCCUCGGGGGCAUUGGCAAGCGUGUGGCCAGGUGGCUGGCCACCACCCACCACGUUCACGACUUGGUGCUGAUAUCUCGUCGCGGCAUGGAAGACUCCGGUGCUGCAGCAUUUGUGGCCGAGCUCCUAAAGUUAGUUAUGGCCAUGUUCAGUGUGCAGAGACCAUUGCGCGGGGUGAUUCACGCGGCCGGCGUGGUGGAUAACGGCAUUCUCUCAGCCAUGACACCGCAGCGAUGUGCCACAACAUCUGCACCGAAGCAAGCUCUUAAGUGA
Aspergillus neoniger CBS 115656 is the source of this 1704-nucleotide messenger RNA. RefSeq names its product polyketide synthase. NCBI's taxonomy places the organism in Eukaryota, Fungi, Ascomycota, Eurotiomycetes, Eurotiales, Aspergillaceae. The coding region runs from base 1 to 1704 and encodes 567 amino acids. Gene Ontology annotation, molecular function: fatty acid synthase activity. The transcript has 3 exons. Gene Ontology annotation, biological process: fatty acid biosynthetic process. The record is from RefSeq and is a predicted model, not a curated record.